AUGGAUGCUUUUAUUCGUCAGGCAGAUGCAGUAGCAGAGUUCGAAUCUGACUACAAUUCCAUGCAGCCAUCAGAACACUCAAAGCACUCCUUAGCUUUUCAAAAAGAGGAAUUGAAGGCUCUAUGGGAAAAGGUGAAGGGGUCCUAUGAUGAACUCUGCGCUUCAAAAGAGCUCGAUAGUAAAGACCUGACUUCAAUAAAAAAGAAAUACAAAAGCACAUACUUCAGUUUUUUGCGGUGCCAAGCAGCAAUGGCUGAACUUUUAGAGCAAACACUUUUUGCAAAGACUGAAAAAGAAAGUGAGUAUAUGUCUAGUCGCGAGCUCAAUAUUCAUCUGCCUCCGUGUGACACGGAUAUAUUUAAAGGGGAUUACCUUUCAUGGCCAUCAUUUAGGGAUAUGUUUACGGCCAUAUAUAUCCUUAAUAAGCGCCUUACCCCUGUUGAGAAGCUGUACCAUCUCAGGCAAAAAACGCAAGGGGAGGCCAAAGAAAUUGUACAAAGAUGUCAGUUGACCAAUGAUGGUUUUCAAACCGCAUGGAAAAAUCUAUGCGACAGAUACGAAAACAAACGGAUCCUAGUCAAUAGUCAAUUGAGGAUUUUAUUUAAUUUGAAAGCAGUUGAGAGUGAAUGCGGUAGCUCCAUUAAGAAGCUGCAACGUGAUAUCAACAACUGCAUCUCGGCGCUUCAAUGUCACCAGAUUGACGUUUCCAGCUGGGAUGCGAUAUUCACGUAUCUGUGCUCCACAAAACUGCCAGAACAUAUACUGGCACUAUGGGAGCAAACCAUAGAGAAAAGAACGGAAGUAUCAAAGUGGGAGGACAUGGAUAAUUUCUUAUCAAGUAGGUUUCAGACCCUGGAGACAGUAAAAGGCAUUAGGGAGAGCAAGCCAAAUAAAGCCCCUAAGCCACAAAACAUACAUCAGUCUUCAGAAUGGACUCCAAAAAGGCUUGGCGCCUUCCAAGCCAGCGUGGAAAAACCCACAUGCAAAAUGUGCCAUAGCCAUGAGCACAGGCUAAAAAGGUGUGACAAAUUUCACAAUCUUACUCCACUAAAGCGACUCGAAUUUAUUAAGAGCAUCCACAGUUGCUUGAAUUGCUUGUCAGCCGGACAUACAGUCACGAAAUGUACCAGUCCGUUUAAUUGCAGUACGUGUCAUUCAAGACAUCACACGUUGCUGCAUAUGCAAGCAACUCAGCCAAAAGCAACAGCUCUUAGUGCACCUACAAGUCCGUCCUACGAUAUAGCCUCUACUUCUGAGCAAGCAAAAAGGCGGGAAGCUGCGAAAAAGAAUAAAACAGUUAAUAAAGUUAAUUCAUGUCAUGCAAACUCAAAUAAAGGAGUACUAUUAGGAACGGCAUGGGUCAACAUUCAUCAUAAUGGUGUAAAUUAUUCAGCGAGAGCGCUCAUUGAUUCUGGUUCUGAGUGUUCUUUCAUAACCGAAAGACUCAAACGAAGAAUCAACCUGCCAUCGAAACCCUUGCAUGCCCAAGUUUCGGGCAUCAAUAAUUCAAUAUCUGCGCAGGUAAAAGAAGCGUGUGCUAUUCAUUUGCGAUCUCCUACGGAUCCGUUAAUCAAUAUAAACACGACCGUAUUAGUUUUGCAACAAUUGACAGGGGAUUUGCCGACUUGCCAAGUAAGCGCAAUGACGCGGCAAGCAUUCCCAGACUUGAUGUUGGCGGACAAGAGAUUCUUCGUCAACGAGCCCGUUGACCUCGUCUUAGGCGGAGACGUCUACCCCCAAAUCAUUUUAGGCGGGUUAAAGAAGAACAUCCUAAAUACACUUCUCGCACAAGAAACCGUGUUCGGUUGGAUAGUGACCGGUAAAGCGGAAUCAUCGAAUACAACCAAUAAAAGAGUAUCAUUUUUUAAUGAAGUUACUGUGGAUAAACAGUUAACGGCCUUCUGGGAGCUAGAAGAUAUCCCCAAGAAAAGAAGUAUGAAUGCCGAUGACAUAUAUUUUGAAAGGCUUUUCAAAGCAACGACAAAGCGAAAUGAUGGUGGGAAGUACAUUGUCUCCUUACCCUUCAGGCAAGAUUUUCCAAAUAAUGUUUGUCUAGGACCAUCACUAAAAAGCGCUUGCUCUCAGUUCUACCGGAGCGAGACGCGAUUAGCAAAAAAACCUGUUCUUCAAAGAGAGUACAACCGGGUUUUAUGUGAAUAUGAAACAUUGGGCCACAUGUCAAAGAUUUCAACUACCGUAUCACCAGAGUCAACCGACUGUUAUUUCCUACCACAUCAUGCUGUGUUAAAAGAGGAGAGUACCACAACAAAGGUCAGAGUGGUAUUUAAUGCAUCAUGCCCAACCGCCAACG
This is a messenger RNA of Rhagoletis pomonella (apple maggot), 2311 nucleotides long. RefSeq lists its product as uncharacterized. Lineage: Eukaryota; Metazoa; Arthropoda; Insecta; Diptera; Tephritidae. The record is from RefSeq and is a predicted model, not a curated record. The transcript has a single exon. The annotation marks the transcript as partial.